UUGGGCGGCAUUUGUCGGUCUACUGUCGGACCGCUCCACUUGUAAGAUCGAGUAUAGAAUACAUUGAUUGCAGGACUUGUAGCCCGGCGCGACGACGACGUCGUGUGUUCUCCUCCCCCGCGCGUGUUCGCUGUCUGUGUCGUGAAAGUUAUCAUCUCGGUGGAUGAAGUUUGCACUUUUCCGCGCACGUAAAGAGAUCAUCACCGAAGGGCAAGGCGAGAGGAGGAAUAAGAAGAAGUGGCGGCAAGCGGGACGGGGCUAUAUAAUUUAUGACGCGGGAGGAAUCGAUGGUGACUCAACUAAUUCGCCCACCCGCCGUUCUUCGACAGUUUUUUCCCCCAGAUUUUCGACGAUGCCGAUAAGACGCACGGCAAAAUGAACAGGAAUUCUCGCUGAUAUACGACGGAUAAGCAUCAUGGCUCAUCGGAUUUUCCGAGGAAUUCCCAGAAUGACGAUGAAUCGUUCCCCGGAAAUAGUACGAAAUUUCGAGUAUCUGCUUGUGAUGGACUUUGAAGCUACAUGCGAAAAGGACCAAAUGUUCAGACCGCAGGAGAUCAUAGAGCUACCAUGUGCAGUACUUUCCACCCGCGACUGGAACGUAAAAGACAUUUUCCACGAAUACAUUAGGCCUAGGAUUCAUCCUAAGCUCACGCCAUUUUGCACGGAAUUGACGGGAAUCAUGCAAGAUAUGGUGGAAAAUCAGCCUUCCUUCCCAGAUGUGUUUUCGAGAUUCUGCGAGUGGCUGGCGAAGAGAGGAUACUUCGACGAAUCGGACAAAAGUACAUUCGUAACGUGCGGUAAUUGGGACUUGAAAGUCAUGCUGCCGAAUCAAUGCAAUUUGGAUGAUAUCGCGUUGCCGGAUCAAUUUAAGCAAUGGAUAGAUCUCAAACACACGUUCAGUGAAUUCGUUAUGUAUUAUCCCAGAAGUCUGCAAGAUAUGCUGGCACGAUUGAAUCUUCCAUUGCAAGGGCGUUUACAUUCGGGCAUUGAUGAUGUGAAGAACAUGAUCACUGUGAUUCAAGCGUUGCAAGAAAAGCACAAUGCACAGUUCAAAAUUACUUCGUCAUUGGCAACUUCCGUGUUAAAUUUGAAGUAUAAAGAGAACACAGUAAAGAAGAAAGUUCAGUGAAAGAGGAUACGCAGUAGCUUGUAGAAAAUUGGUCUAUUAAUAAAAAAUAUUGCUCUUA
Dinoponera quadriceps is the source of this 1187-nucleotide messenger RNA. RefSeq names its product ERI1 exoribonuclease 3. The transcript is spliced from 2 exons. Bases 416 to 1129 code for a protein of 237 amino acids. Gene Ontology annotation, biological process: exonucleolytic trimming to generate mature 3'-end of 5.8S rRNA from tricistronic rRNA transcript (SSU-rRNA, 5.8S rRNA, LSU-rRNA). NCBI's taxonomy places the organism in Eukaryota, Metazoa, Arthropoda, Insecta, Hymenoptera, Formicidae. The record is from RefSeq and is a predicted model, not a curated record. Gene Ontology annotation, molecular function: nucleic acid binding; 3'-5'-RNA exonuclease activity.